AUGGGCGCAGUCCAACAGGACCAGAACUUUGUUCCUUACCCAUAUGGGUCGCAGUACAUUAAGGCUCAGCUUUCAAUGGUCAUCAUUUAGAUUGGAGUCACUGAGAUCGACGAGGCGACCCCUUCUUGAGAGAACCAACAGGGGAAAGAAACGAAGGGAAAGGGGAGAGCUUUGAAGGGGGUCCCUUCCGUUCAGAGUCAUGAUGACCAUGGAAGGCUGAGCUUUAAGUACAGCACUAGCUUUCCUCCUGCAUACAACAGCCGCCAUGUCGACCACAACCGCCAACAUUUUGAUCAGCAAGGAAGUUCUUCUCGGCCCACGAACAGAAACAGAACCUGGGAGGAACUGGCUU
Amoebophrya sp. A25 is the source of this 352-nucleotide messenger RNA. NCBI's taxonomy places the organism in Eukaryota, Dinophyceae, Syndiniales, Amoebophryaceae. The record is from the annotation of a GenBank genome assembly.